Hyalella azteca is the source of this 621-nucleotide messenger RNA. RefSeq lists its product as uncharacterized. The record is from RefSeq and is a predicted model, not a curated record. NCBI's taxonomy places the organism in Eukaryota, Metazoa, Arthropoda, Malacostraca, Amphipoda, Hyalellidae. The coding region runs from base 78 to 398 and encodes 106 amino acids. The transcript has 5 exons.
AGAGGCACCGCGCGGCGUUCAGCCACACACUCUCAGCAGCUUCUUGUUCAGUAAAAAGUUCGCCCCAAGAAGUCAAGAUGAAGACGUCGUUGCUGUGCCUCCUUCUGCUGGUAGCCGCGGCUGCCAGCGAUGGUGUCAUCGAGGUUAACGGCACCCAGCCAGAAGUCAGGAGUGACAAGGAUAAUAGUUCCGUGACGGUGCUGCCUGAUAAGCCCCAAGUGGGGCGAGAUGACGGGGUGGAGGAAGCCAGGGAUGUUCGCGCCUCUUCGUGCCGGGUGGUUUACGGCUACUACUACCUGUGGGGAACGCUCUGGUCUUACGUCCCUUAUGGCUACGUCUGCUUUAACACCUCGUACUACGGGAUCUACUGCUGCAUUCCAGGCGGCAAAUAUCCCUAGGCACCCACUGGACACUCACUGAGCACCCUCUGGAAGCCCACUGAGCACCCUCUGGAAGCCCACUGGACACUCACUGAGCACGCUUUGGACACCCAGUGGGCGGCCAUAAGAUGCCCACUUCAAUCCCUUCGAUUUCGUCAGGGGUCAUGAAAUUCAACAACAGAAUUGGUUGAUUAUGUGAAAUUGAUUUAUUUGAGACUCAAUAAAGAUACAACGCAUUUAA